This is a messenger RNA of Megalobrama amblycephala (Wuchang bream), 7332 nucleotides long. RefSeq names its product mitogen-activated protein kinase kinase kinase 15 (gene map3k15). Gene Ontology annotation, molecular function: MAP kinase kinase kinase activity; ATP binding. Gene Ontology annotation, biological process: cellular response to stress; protein phosphorylation; MAPK cascade. The coding region runs from base 1122 to 5204 and encodes 1360 amino acids. The transcript has 31 exons. The record is from RefSeq and is a predicted model, not a curated record. NCBI's taxonomy places the organism in Eukaryota, Metazoa, Chordata, Actinopteri, Cypriniformes, Xenocyprididae.
UAACGACAUUACACCUUUUUAAUUUGGGCUACAUCAAUAACGAUCGUCCUUCGGUUAUGGCGUCACUUCCAAUGUAACCACAGCAAACAAUUUUGCUAUUUUGCGCGCCUAGUGAGGUUCAAAAAAAGGUCAACAGUGUCACUGAAGAGUGUGAGGUAAAAUGUGAGGUGUAAAGAAAACCAAGAUAAGGCCUAUAAUUUGUAAAUAUUUUACAUAAUGCUUUAGUUUGCGUAAUUUUCAGUUAGGCGUUAAUGUAAAAAAAAACAUAAACAAAAAAAAAAACACGAAAAUAGUAUAAAAUAGCAAAACAAAAGCAGUCGUUCGCUUUAUUACAAAAAAAUGUGUAAUGCUAAUUUCCACAUCAUUUCAAACGUAACGGAAAUUACAGAAUUUCAGGGAAAACACGACACAAUUCUUUUAAAUGUAGCCUAUGUACACUGUUAGUGAGCAUGAGAAAAGUUCCAAUGAAGCCCCGCAAGGUAUUUUGUUUACAGAGUUUCUCUCUCCUGAAAUGAAAUGAAAAUAACCAGUUUGGCGAGCUGGAGUCCUGGAUAUGGACCUGGUGGUUGUGCUCUGUUUGCCAUGCGCGAAUCAACACGGACAAGUUUUAUAUUUAGACAUCUGCUCCAGAUGAAUCAAUAGAGACUGUACAUGCAGUAACAGCCGUGAGACUUUUCUCGCGCUCUAAACUUGCGCAGUUUUUCUCCUCUUAUGAAAUAUACGCCUGAACGGAAGGACACACGUUUGAGGAAAUGAUCGGAUCAGUUUGCAGAGAGGGCACGAGGAAUAACUUCCUCAAAUAGGAUGGUAAUGCGUGUCUUUGGAGACAUAACAGAGUGCGCGGUGCGCCUUAAGUUUCUCUGACUUUCUGCGCUUUCCGCGUUAAUUCACAAGUGCUGCGUUUUGUAUAAUUGCAUAACCGCUGGCGCAAACGAGAUAAAACUGGACCGGAUUGUAAUAUGUAGUGAUGCGCGUUGCUUUAAUGAAUCGCAAGACGCUGGACGUCACAGCCACGCGCGUUUCCGUGCCACAGGUGCGCACUAAACUUUGGUUAUUCAUUAUUGAUUAAGGGCGCAAAGAAAAGGAGGAACGCGCACAGGGUCAAAACAAUUACUCGCACUAUGGAGAUCAUGUCCAAUCAACCCACAGCAGAAGCUGGUGGCGACCACACCGCAGCGGUUUCCAUGUCUGCAGGCGUGGAGAGGGCUGAUGUGACCAGCCCGAGUCCGGUGACCAAACAGAGGUCUCUGCGGGCGGUUUAUGUGCUGAAUGAUGGACUGAAGGCAGUGGCCGCGAACAGCCCGGAAUCCGGGGCGCUCCAGUGUCUCCAGCGCGCCUGCGACGCGGAGAGUGCCAUAUUAACUACAGUGACUUUUGGACGAUUAGACUUUGGGGAGACAACGGUGCUUGAUACUUUUUAUGACGCAGACAUUGCAGUUGUGGACAUGAGUGAUGUAUUCAGACAGCCCUCCCUGUUUUAUCACCUUGGUGUGCGUGAGAGCUUUGACAUGGCCAACAAUGUCAUCCUCUACCAUGACACGGACCCUGACACUGCACAGUCCCUUAAGGACAUGGUGGCACAGAAAAACACAGCUGCAAGGCCAGUUAAAAUAGGCUUUCCAUGGGUCCAGUUGCCUCCUGAGUACAGGGGCUCCGGCCUAAGGAACAAAGCCUCCAGUGGGAACUACUAUUUCAUCCCAUACUUGAUGACACCCAACAACGAGUACUUGUGCUGUGAGAAUGUGGCCCAGCGUAGAGCAUCAGAGUACAUGCAACCCAACUGGGACAACCUUCUAGGACCUUUGUGUGUCCCAUUGGUGGACCGCUUUGUCAACUUGCUCAAAGACAUUCACGUCACGUCUUGUGCUUCAUACAAAGACACGCUCCUGAAUGACAUCCGAAAAGCUAGAGAUAAAUACCAGGGUGAGGAGCUGGCCAAGGAGCUUACCCGGAUCAAACUCCGCAUCGACAACACUGAGGUUUUGACUCAGGACAUUGUGAUGAACCUGCUUUUCUCCUACAGAGAUAUACAGGACUAUGAUGCCAUGGUUAAAUUGGUACAGACCAUUGAGAUGUUGCCCACCUGUGAUUUGGCCAUCCAGCCCAUGAUUCAGUUCCACUAUGCUUUUGCUCUCAAUAGACGAAACAGCCCUGGAGAUCGAGAGCAGGCUUUGCGUGUGAUGUUGCAGGUUCUUCAGUCAUGUGAGCACCCAGCACCUGAUAUGUUCUGCUUGUGUGGCCGUAUUUAUAAGGACAUCUUCCUCGACUCUGACUGCAAGGACACCAAGAACAGAGACAACGCCAUCCAGUGGUAUAGAAAAGGCUUUGAGCUGCAGCCCACUCUCUAUUCAGGCAUUAAUCUGGCAGUGCUGCUUAUAGUAUCCGGACAGCAGUUUGAGACUUCCAUAGAACUCAGGAAGAUCGGUGUGAGGUUGAACAGUCUGCUUGGCCGUAAAGGCAGUCUGGAGAAGAUGAAUAACUACUGGGAUGUGGGGCAGUUCUUUACUGUUGGUAUGCUUGCCAAUGACAUCCCCAAAGCUGUCCAGGCCGCAGAGAAACUCUUCAAACUCAAACCACCCAUAUGGUACCUGCGAUCAGUCGUCCAAAACCUUCAGUUGAUUCAGCAUUUUAAGAAGCAGAACACUGAGCAUUCUCCUCAAAGAGAGAGACUCAACUUCUGGAUGGACAUUAUCGUGGAGGCCACACAGGGAACCACAAAUGGCCUCCGUUUUCCGGUGUUGAUUCUGGAGCCGACUAAAGUGUACCAACCCUCGUACGUGUCCAUUAACAGUGAAGCUGAAGAGAAGAAUGUUUCAAUAUGGCACGUGUCCCCUUCUGAGACGAAGGGAAUACAUGAGUGGAACUUCACAGCAUUAUCCAUCAAAGGCAUAAGCAUCUCAAAAUUUGAUGAGCGCUGCUGCUUUUUGUAUGUCCAUGAUAACUCGGAUGACUUCCAGAUCUACUUCUCCACAGAGGACCAGUGUGGCAGAUUCUGCUCCAUGGUGAAGGAAUUGAUCACAGACGGAUCAGGAAAUGCGGUCGAGCUGGAGGGGGAGGGAGACGGGGACACACUGGAGUACGAGUACGACUACAAUGAAAAUGGCGACAGGGUGGUUCUAGGUAGGGGAACUUACGGAGUGGUCUACGCAGGGAGAGACCUGAGUAACCAGGUGCGCAUUGCCAUCAAAGAGAUUCCAGAGAGAGAUAGCAGGUAUUCCCAACCACUGCAUGAGGAAAUAGCCCUCCACAAGUACCUGAAACACAGGAACAUUGUUCAGUACCUGGGCUCUGUGUCAGAGGAUGGCUAUAUCAAGAUCUUCAUGGAACAGGUCCCUGGAGGAAGUCUGUCAGCGUUGUUACGUUCAAAGUGGGGUCCUCUUAAAGAAGCCACCAUCAUCUUCUACACUCGGCAGAUCUUGGAAGGACUUCGUUAUUUGCAUGAGAACCAAAUCGUUCAUCGGGACAUCAAGGGAGACAAUGUCUUAGUCAACACCUACAGUGGCGUGUUGAAAAUCUCAGACUUCGGCACGUCCAAGAGGCUGGCUGGAGUCAAUCCCUGCACAGAGACGUUUACUGGCACGUUGCAGUACAUGGCCCCAGAGAUCAUCGAUAAAGGCCCUAGAGGUUACGGGGCACCUGCUGAUAUCUGGUCCCUGGGCUGCACCAUCAUAGAGAUGGCGACAGGCAAACCUCCUUUCCAUGAGCUGGGAGAGCCACAGGCUGCCAUGUUCAAGGUGGGCAUGUUUAAGAUCCAUCCGGAGAUCCCAGAGUCUCUUUCGUCAGAGGCCAAAUCCUUCAUCCUUUCCUGCUUUGAGCCUGACCCAAAUAAACGAGCGACGGCCGGGGACCUGCUCAAGGAUCUGUUCCUGCGUCAAAACAUCAAAGGCAAAAAGAACAAGAUCGCUUUCAAACCCUCAGUGUGGCAAGACUACAUCCGCAGUGUUUCGUUACCAGUACAGCUGCAGACGGAGGCCACGGGGAGCAGCAGCAGUGAACCGGGCUCUGUGUCUCCAGACUGCGACUCCAAACAAGAUGUGUUUUUCGAGAAGAAAAAACGCUCUAGCUCCGAGAACCUCAUCAAACCGCCCAGCUCAAACUUCCUCAGUGUUCCAGAUGAGAGUCCGACAGCAGAAGACCGCAGCUCUCCAGCCUCCUCUGAGAACAGCGACUCCGGCCUCUUCCUGCUGAAGAAAGACAGUGAAAGACGCGCCAUACUCUACAAGGUCCUCAAUGAGGACCAGGAUAAAGUGACCUCCAACCUCAUGGAGAACCACAUUCAGGGUCAGGAGGAGCUGAAGUUGUCAGUGGACCACAUCAAACAGAUCAUCUGCAUCUUACGGGACUUUAUACGUUGCCCUGAGCGACGCGUCAUGGCAACCACCAUAUCCAAACUCAAAUUGGACCUGGACUUUGACAGCACGUCAAUCAACCAGAUCCAACUUGUUCUGUUUGGAUUCCAGGAUUCUGUGAAUAAAGUUUUGAGGAACCACCACAUUAAACCCCACUGGAUGUUUGCCAUGGACAACAUCAUCAGACGGGCUGUGCAGGCAGCGGUUACCAUUUUAAUUCCAGAGUUGCAGACACAUUUCGGGCCUGCAUCGGAAAGUGAGGGCGCAGAUAAAGAUGCAGAUGAAGUAGAUGAAGAGGAUGAUGGAGAGUUUGGAUCAGUGGCACGCACGACGCAGGAAGAUCAAGCCCUCACAUCUGGAGUCAGCACCCUGAGUUCAGUCAUAUCCCAUGAGGCUCAGCGGCCACAGCACCCGCUGGGAGCCCAGCUGGGACGCCUCAAACAGGAAACUAGCAGGCUGCUUGAAGAACUGGUACAGAAAGAGAGGGAGUAUCAGCAGGUACUGAGACAAACUCUCCAACAGCGGGUACACGACAUCGAGCUUAUCAGGAUCAGACAGCAGUCUGCUGCAGAGACACCAUCCACCCCCUCUAUAUUUCACAUUGCCCCACAGCCCGAGCCUGACAAGAAGCUCACCGAUUGGCUGAAAGAGCAGGGUGCCGACUCCGAGACCGUAGAAAAGUUUGUUGUAGAAGAUUACACACUCAAUGACAUUCUCUACGAUGUGACUAAAGAAGACCUUCGCUGCCUCAGGCUUAGGGGAGGAGUGCUGUGUCGUAUCUGGAAAGCCAUUCAGAGACACCGAAACAAAGGGCUUAGAAAGGUCAAUAAUGAUGAGGGAAAUUCAGAAGGAUGAAGUCAGCAGGAAGCUGAUGAAAAUGGACACCUGGGCCAGCAAAAUGCAUCAUAAAACACUUCCCUAUAACGAGAGACUUGUAAUUAUGUUAUGCUCUCUCGUGGUUGGACAUGUUUGCUUGUCUUUCAGCUAGGACCUAAUGUUUUUGUGGUAUUUUUUGUAUAUGUUUUUAGCCUCUCCAAGAUUUACAUCUAAUUUCCAUUGAAUUUCAAUAGGAAAACCCAUGCGGAUAAAACGGCUCAAUCUAGGAAAGACUGUACUUUCCGCUUUUUACAGAGCGGUGUUUCCUGUAACAGAAAGCCCCUCUCCAAGUGACUUGGGAAUGGGCCUAGAACGGCAGAGGAGAGAAUGUUACCUACUUGUGUAGGACUUCAGAUCAUGCCAUUUUAAAGAUUUAGGUUUUUAUUUGUUUUAGCGUUACAAGUCUGGAAAAUGUGUUGAGUUCAUUCUAAAAUACUGUAUUACGUGACAUAUUUUUUUGAGGGACUGUAUGGACAAAAUGACCCCAGACCUCUCGGACCAGGGCUAAAGAGCCUCUUUUAGAUGUAUUAUAAUACAUUUGGAUGCAGUUACCCCAGUACGAAGAUAAAUACUUAAACAUUAUCUCGUUGAACUUGAUACUUACCUGUACUUCAACCGUCACUCGACUUUCAUUUUUUAUAAAAAUGUGUGCAAGACCAAUCUUGCAGAAGGCCAACCCUGUGGCUUACUUAAACUACAAUCCGCGUUCCACAAACAUGUAUCCUAUUUCUUAAGAAUGAUGAGACCUGUCGUGUCAGUAGUUGUUCAUAUUCAGCCUUCAUGUAGUCUGUUACAGCGCUGAACACCAUGACCUGAAGAUGCAAUGAAUCAAAACGGCAAACUUGUUUGUCAUGGAUUGACACAUUCUUAUGUUUAUUUGUUCAUCUUUUGUUUUGUUUUAUAUCUCAGAUGUCGUGUUUGAAUGUUGAUCUGUUGUGUGGGAACGGUAGCGCUUGAGCACCAACUUUCCAUCUAAACUAUUUAAAUUAUUUCUUUACUGUUUGCUUUGAAAGUGAUGUGAUGAUGAAUGAUGCCUUUCUCUGACUUAUCAAAAUGAUUUGUAAACUGGAUAUUCAGGCUGUGUCUGAGACAAAAUGCCAACUGCAAGACUCUUCAGGUGAAUAAAAUUCAGAUGUGCAGCUGAGCAACUGUAAUGUCUGAACACAGCAAAUUGUUUUUCCAUUAAAUGUAACGUCACAGUUAUUAGACAAAGCAAGUCAUUUGACUGCCUCCAGACAUUUAGCAUAGUUUGGAAACUAAGCUAUGGAAAAUGUUGCAAUCGCUGGGAACAUUCUAAAAAUAGAAAUCCAUGCAUGUAACAUCAAUAAAUUUAAGAGUUCUUUUAAAAGACUAUAAAAUUAAUUGAAAAGUCUGAUUUUAUGAGGAAAGAAAACAUUGUUAUUGUAAGAUUUCCUGUUCUGCAUUGUGUAAAUUUAAGGAAAAUAUCAGGUAUCCCUGUGGUGGUGGUGGUGUUUUUUUAUUUUUUUUUUUUUAUGUCAGUGACACAAAUACACUUUUUGCAUAAUUUUGCAUAUUCAUCCUCAACUGCUCUCUGGAACAUGUCAUGUUUUGGAAAACAAAUCAAAUUUGAACAUAUUCAGAUGAUCUGUUUUUCAGUUCUCAAUCAAAAUGUCAGAUACUAAAGAUAAAGCUAAUCUUUGGAAUUACAACCAUUCAUUGGCAUUAGACAACAACAAAAAAGUCAAGUUCAACUUAAUUCAGUCCCAAUUUCUUUUCCACACAACCACAGUCUGCAAAACUGUAAAAACAAAGUACUAUAAGAAUAUUCUAAAUGUUUUUUUUUUUAUUAUUUUUUUAAUAAAUCAAACUGAUUUGCUGACUGUACAGAGGAAUAUUUUCAGUAAAAAAAAAAGACUUAAAUUUCCUCCUAGGCCACACAAUGCUAUCAUAUGACUUGGAAGCCUUCGUACACGCGUCAUGUAGGCUAUUCUUAUGAUUGUAUGUUGUUCUGGCUUUGGCUUUGAGUUUAAGAGAUAGGUCUAUUUUCCAUACAGUGACACUAUGUAUGUGCAGAUUACUGGCAUGUAACUUUUCAGAAACGUAUUUGUACCAUGGUGGAUUAAAAGUAUAUGUGUUUGGAAUGUGA